This is a messenger RNA of Vigna unguiculata (cowpea), 2556 nucleotides long. Its product is annotated as U-box domain-containing protein 52-like. Lineage: Eukaryota; Viridiplantae; Streptophyta; Magnoliopsida; Fabales; Fabaceae. Gene Ontology annotation, biological process: protein phosphorylation. Gene Ontology annotation, molecular function: ATP binding; protein kinase activity. The record is from RefSeq and is a predicted model, not a curated record.
GGAGUUGGGUUAGUUAGGGUUUGAUGUUCAGAGGAACUCCUUCAUUCUCCUUGUUCCAUCAAGGCAUCUUCGUUUGGUGGACCAGACCGGUGGCGGCACCUUCCUUAACGUGCAAUCAUGUCUCUUGCCGCCCCGCCGCAGAACGUCACAAUGGUGGCCGUCGACAAAGACAAGAACAGUGCCAACGCUUUCCGUUGGGCCGUUAAUCAUCUUGACAACCCCGUCAUCAUUGCCGUCCAUGUCAAGCACAAAAACUUUUCUCAUCAUGUCACCAAUGUGUUUCCACCCGACGAAGAUGAUGUAGUCAAUAUUUUCAAUUCCUUACGCGGAAUGUGUACUCGCAAAGCUGUCAUGAUGAAAGAAGCCGUAGUCGAUGAUGCUGAUGUUGUGAGAGGACUUCUUGAGUUUGCGAACAGGAAUCUCAUACAUAGUAUCGUGGUCGGUGCAUCUGCCAAAAACCCUUUGUCAAGUCUCAAAAAACUUAAAGCCUAUCAGUGUCAGGAUAUACCAACAGCCAUGAUCAAAUCAGCUCCGGAUUUCUGCUCUGUUUACAUAAUUUCGAAAUUGAAGCUUGUGUCUGCUCGAUCAGCGGUACGGUCAUUGUCAAAAAAUUUAACUACACCGAAAUCAAUUCCUGUGCCGCCAAGUCCACCCAGUCCAGAUGGUGGACCAUUAAGGGGACAAAUACCUAGAAGCAGGGCCAUUUACGAAGGAGCAGCAGAACCAAUGAGAGUAAUACAUGCUAGAGAAAGACCAAAGAGUGCGGGAAAUGGUAUAUCAAUAGACCACAUUGAUAUACCCGCUCGUCCACGAAAUUGGUCAAUGGAUGAAAGGGAAAUUUCAGGGCUUGGGUUAAUGGAUUUGAAUAGAAUUGAUUCUGGUAUAUCAGAAUCCCUCCCCGUGUCAUCAUCUCCUCAAUCCUCAAAAGAACUAGAAGCCGAGAUGAAAAGAUUGAGGCUUGAACUGAAGCAAACUAUGGACAUGUACAGCUCAGCUUGCAAGCAAGCAAUCUCAGCCAAAAACCAGGCGGAACAGAUUCGUCAAUGGAAACUGGAAGAGGAUCGCAGGGUUGAGGUAGUUAGGAUGUCUCAAGAGGCCGCUCUUGCAAUUGCAGAAAAGGAGAAGGCUAGAGCCAAAGCUGCAAUGGAAGCAGCUGAGGAGGCCAGGAGGAGGGCUGAACAGGAAGCACAGAGAAGAAAGGAUGCAGAGGAGAAGGCCAGGGUAGAGGCAGAAGAGAAAGAACGAGCAUUAUCUACGUUGGCUCAAAAUGAUACCCGGUAUAGAAGAUACACCAUAGAGGAGAUUGAAUUGGCCACAGAAAAGUUCUCCCCGUCAAACAAAAUUGGUGAAGGUGGAUACGGACCUGUGUUUAAAGGCCACCUUGAUCACACCCCGGUUGCAAUCAAAAUUUUAAGGCCCGAUGCCUCUCAGGGCAUGAAGCAGUUCAACCAAGAGAUUGAGGUACUAAGCUGCAUUAGACAUCCGCAUAUGGUCCUCCUCCUUGGUGCAUGUCCUGAGCAUGGAUGCUUAGUGUAUGAAUACCUGGAUAAUGGUAGCUUAGAAGACAGAUUAUUCCGGAAAAACAGCAGCAGACCAAUUCCAUGGAAGAAACGGUUCGAAAUAUCUGCUGAGAUAGCAACUGCACUCCUUUUCCUCCACCAAAACAAGCCAGAACCCAUCGUGCACCGAGACCUCAAACCAUCCAACAUUCUGGUGGACAGGAAUUACGUGAGUAAAAUCAGUGAUGUUGGUCUUGCACGUUUAGUCCCUCCCUCUGUAGCUGAUACUGUGACACAAUAUUACAUGACUUCGGCUGCUGGAACCUUUUGUUACAUUGAUCCUGAGUAUCAACAAACGGGAAUUCUAACAACAAAGUCAGAUAUAUAUUCUCUGGGGAUAAUGCUACUUCAGAUAAUCACAGGCAAGCCUCCAAUGGGCCUUGCUCACUUAGUUAGGAAGGCAGUUGAAAAGGGUAGGUUUGAAGAAGUGCUGGACCCUGUGAUCACAGAUUGGCCUGUGGAAGAGGCUCUAUCAUAUGCCAAAUUAGCAUUGCAGUGUGCCCAACUCAGCAAGAAGGACAGACCAAAUCUUGCAACGGAGGUGUUGCCUGAGCUUACCAGGUUAAGCGAACUUGAAUUGCCUCCUCAGAAUGAUCCAUUUUCUUUCAGCAGUGAUGAUACGAUCUAUAGCUGUGUUUCACGUUCCCCCACACCUCCGCGAGGUCAAUACUCAGAUUCAGAGACGUCCAAUAGGGUCUAGGUUCGUGCAUUGGCUUAUAUGUCAUGUACAAAAACAACCGAAAUGUAAUCCAUGCAACUCAAAUUAUUGAUGUAUAUGCAACUGAAAGGAGCAAAACACAAGCCAUCAAUACUCAAUUCCUAGAACAUUUUCCGGUUGUAACUUUUUUUUUGUAAUUUCUUAAAAGUGUUGUAAUUAUAUUGAUAUGUUUUCCACCAACUAGGAAGUAAUACAUUGGAUGGUGUUGGGGAAUUUAAUGCUACCCCAAGAAAGGAACAUUGCUGCUGUUAAAGGUUGACGGUGACAGACUAAGAGCAC